Rhinichthys klamathensis goyatoka is the source of this 3899-nucleotide messenger RNA. It is a transcript of the gene dgki, whose product is annotated as diacylglycerol kinase, iota. Gene Ontology annotation, cellular component: nucleus. The transcript is spliced from 33 exons. Gene Ontology annotation, molecular function: protein binding; ATP-dependent diacylglycerol kinase activity. Gene Ontology annotation, biological process: lipid phosphorylation; regulation of synaptic transmission, glutamatergic; intracellular signal transduction. Bases 463 to 3423 code for a protein of 986 amino acids. The record is from RefSeq and is a predicted model, not a curated record. NCBI's taxonomy places the organism in Eukaryota, Metazoa, Chordata, Actinopteri, Cypriniformes, Leuciscidae.
CUGGGUCUCGUCUCGUCUCGUCAUAGUGGACACGACACGUCAGAGAUCACCACGCAUUUACACUCGUGCGCGCGCCUGAGUGUGUCCAGUCGGAGACCCUCUGCCCUACUUUUAAUGCCCGAUGCUGCUGCGAGAGGAGGAUGAGGAGGCAAAUCCCAGAAUGUCCUCGAGGAUGGAUGCAGCUGUUGUUGUAGUUCCGCUGGAUAGAGUUGCGCGGAUUGUGCAAAUCGAGUAAAUCGAUAGAUAGAUAGAUAGAUAGAUAGAUAGAUAGAUAGAUAGAUAGAUAGAUAGAUAGAUAGAUAGAUAGAUAGAUAGAUAGAUAGAUAGAUAGAUAGAUAGAUUUUAUUCAUCCCAUAGAUAAAUAUAUUUUAUUCAUCCCAUGAGGGACAUCGGAGGACACAUUUGGAAGGAAUUUUAAGCACCGGAGGAGAGAGAGGGGGUCCACUCUGUGCCGACCGGAGCAUGAUGGACCCCCUGGCCGACAGACGCGCACCUCAGGCGGAGCGCAGCAGCAGAGGAGCUGCCGGUGGGGAAUCAGCGGACGAUCAGGCACGAGGCUGCCGGAGAAACGCGGCGAUGAGCGGCAGCGAGAGUCUGGGCAGCUUCGCCGACAUGGAAGACUCGCUGGAGGAUAAACUCAAAGGUCUAGCGUUCAGGAAACAGAUCUCGUAUAGGAAAGCCAUCUCGCGGUCGGGCCUCCAGCAUUUGGGUCCAGCACAGAAUCCCUUCACUGCCCUGAGCAAUGGACCAGCCAAGGAACUCCGCAACACCGUGGACUGGAGCGAGAACGCAGUGAACGGUGAUCAUCUGUGGCUGGAGACGAACUGCUCCGGGGAUCUCUGCUACCUGGGCGAAGAGACGUGCUUGGUCAAGAUUGCAAAGUCGGCUCCCCGGAGGAAGUGUGCAGCCUGUAAGAUCGUGGUCCACACGGCGUGUAUUGAGGAGCUGGACAAGAUCAACUUCCGUUGCAAACCCACCUUCAGAGAGGGCGGCUCUCGAUGCCUUAGAGAUAAUGAACCCUUGUUGGCACGUUUACAUGUGACCCGUUGUGUCUGUUUGCGACAGCAGAACGCUUUGAGACAUCACUGGGUCCACCGUCGACGGCAAGAGGGGAAGUGUCGUCAGUGCGGCAAAAGUUUCCCGCAGAAGUUCUUCCACAGUAAGGAGAUCGUGGCCAUCAGCUGCUCCUGGUGCAAACUGGCAUUCCACAAUAAGGUCACGUGCUUCAUGCUCCAUCAGAUCGAGGAGCCCUGCUCACUGGGAGCUCACGCCGGGGUCAUCGUACCCCCUUCCUGGAUCAUCAAAGUCAGGAAACCGCAGAGCUCAUUUAAAAACUCCACUCGAAGGAAAAAACGGACGUCGUUCAAAAGAAGAGCCAGCAAAAAGGGCACGGAUGAAUCAAAAUGGCGUCCGUUCAUGCUGAAGCCGCUGCCCUCCCCGCUGAUGAAACCAGUGCUGGUGUUUGUCAACCCCAAGAGCGGCGGAAACCAGGGGACUAAGCUGCUGCAGAUGUUCAUGUGGAUCCUGAACCCUCGGCAGGUGUUUGAUUUGUCUCAGGGAGGGCCCAGAGAAGCGCUGGAACUAUACAGGAAAGUGCCAAAUCUUCGCAUCCUUGCCUGUGGAGGAGAUGGAACGGUGGGCUGGAUUCUCUCGGCCUUAGAUGAACUUCAGAUGAACCCACAACCUCCUGUAGCUGUGCUUCCUCUUGGUACAGGAAAUGACCUUGCCAGGACUCUGAACUGGGGAGGGGGUUACACCGACGAGUCGGUGUCUAAGGUGUUGUGUCACGUGGAGGACGGUACGGUGGUGCAGUUGGACCGCUGGAAUCUGCAGGUGGAGCGUUCGGCUUCCCAGCCGGAGGAGGGCACGCAGAAGCUUCCUCUUAACGUGUUCAAUAACUACUUCAGCCUCGGCUUUGAUGCCCACGUCACCCUGGAGUUCCACGAGUCUAGAGAAGCCAACCCCGAGAAAUUCAACAGUCGCUUCCGUAACAAGAUGUUCUAUGCAGGGGCGGCUUUCUCCGACUUUCUCCAGCGGAGCUCCAGGGAUCUGUCUAAGCAUGUCAGAGUGGUGUGUGAUGGUACGGAUCUCACACCCAAGAUCCAGGAACUGAAGUUUCAGUGCAUCGUCUUCUUGAAUAUUCCCAGGUACUGCGCUGGUACCAUGCCAUGGGGAAACACGGGCGACCACAGAGAUUUUGAGGCUCAGAGGCAUGACGACGGCUGCAUCGAGGUGAUCGGUUUCACCAUGGCCUCUCUGGCGGCGCUGCAGGUGGGCGGCCACGGCGAACGGCUGCAUCAGUGCAGAGAGGUCAUCCUCACCACCUUCAAGACGCUGCCCGUGCAGGUGGACGGAGAACCGUGUCGCCUCACGCCCUCGACCCUGCACAUAUCACUGAGGAACCAGGCCAACAUGGUGCAGAAGAGCAAGAGACGCACAUCUGUGCCGCUGCUCAAUGACAUUCAGAAAGUGUGCGCAGCCGACCUGCGCCGCCUCUCUGCUCCCCCCGACUCCUUCUCUGUCCCUCAUGCAGUCCCUGACCGUCUGCGACUGCGCGUGAACCGCAUCAUCCUGCAGGAAUACGAGAGCAUGCAGUUCGACAAGGAGCGUCUGCGUGACAUCUCUACUCCUGUUGGCAUCGUGGUGGUGAGAGGAGACUGUGACCUGGAAACCUGUCGACUGUACAUUGACAGGCUUCAGGAGGAUUUGCAUCAAGCGCCCUCUUCUGGUCACCGAGUGCACUACCAGGAUGAGAGCACAGGUUUGGCUUGGCCGAGUUUAGCACACAGACUUUCAGCAAACUGGAGCUUCCUAGACUCUACAUCAGCCGACCGCUUUUAUCGCAUAGACAAGGCUCAGGAGCAUCUUCACUUUGUGACUGAAAUAUGCCAGGAUGAGGUUUUCAUCCUGGACCACGAGGCCCCAGCGGUGAGCCAGGUCCGAGCUCCUGGAAUGCCAGAUGUGGUGGUGGAACCCAGUUCCAGUGUUCCCCUGACCUCAGAUGAACAAGCUCUAUUGUCAGCUGCUGUUAAAGGAGACCUGUCUGCGAUGCCGGGCUCCUGCGGCAGCGGGGUCAGUCUGUUGGUUCGGGACUCUAUGGGCUGCACCGCUCUACACUUGGCCGCCCAUCACGGUCACACGGAGGUUGUGAGUUUCAUUCUAGAACACGGGUCAAAGCUGAUGUUGGAUUUAACUGAGAAAGACACAGGUGACACUGCACUGCACAAAGCAGCAUCCCAGCAGCACCGUGAGGUAUGCAGACGUCUGCUGGAGGCUGGGGCUUCCCUUAGCAAAACAAACUUCCUGGGAAAAACUCCCAAGGAUUGUGCCCUGGAUACCGGGAACUUGGAGUUGGCGUCCCUCAUGGAGAGCCAGCCGGUAGAUGAGCCCGUGGCACACGAGGAUCUGGAGACGGCUGUAUGAACGGGCUCACACGCUUAGUGUUAGGAAGAAUUGUACCCACAGAAAGUGGCUGUCGGCACUCCUCCACGCGCCUGCUCACACUCGAACGAGAGAGCUUGAGGGGGGAAAGAGAAAGAGAGGUGUAUCGAGAGCGCCUCGGGUUGAGAAAGUCCUCUGCGAACAGGAAAAUGUCUAGCUGUUGUUUUUCCACUGAUGUCGCUGUGGUUUUUUUUUUAAUUGUAGGCUCUGACCUAGCAUUUAUUUAUUGCUCUUAUUUAUUAUAACUAUUUAUUCAAGGAUGGAUUGGGUUUUGCUGCGUCAACAGUUAGGUUUAGAGACACAAAAGACGUUUAAACAUGUUGUGUGCCAAAGACACACAGACAGGAAAAACAUCAUCCGCUCCUGAAGAGGGUCGUCAUUGGUUCAGAGUUUGUUUGCAGGAGGAUCUUCUUCCAGAGUGUUUUUACAGCGGACAAAAUAGCUCCAGAGAUGUUAAA